Messenger RNA from Tuber aestivum (summer truffle), 1899 nucleotides. The record is from the annotation of a GenBank genome assembly. Lineage: Eukaryota; Fungi; Ascomycota; Pezizomycetes; Pezizales; Tuberaceae.
UGCACUAAUUAUCCUUCGCUUGCCAAGACUGCUUGGUUGCUCACUUGACACUCGACAGCCUUCUUGCUUCCCAUCCCCAGAUUGUUCAAAAGAAGAUCACGACAGCGGCGGCACUCUCGCGACAAAGUUUGCUCACGAGCCCGAGACUGAAACUGCGACACAUGGCCGCGAGAGCUUGCUCCCCCCGAAUAAACUUAUAGGUCCUGCUUCUCUCCAUCCACCAUCAAUCCAUCCGCGAUCCCUUUUCGUUCUGAGGUACAGUAAAGCGACAGAUCAUCACUAAGGUCAUUGCACUUCGCACUAGCCAGCCCAUUUUUCCCGCCCAACCUUCCUCACCCCUUACCUCUUCUUUACCACCUCGACAGGAAGCAAUUAUUAUGGUCAACCUCCUCCUCCUCCUCAUCUUAUCAUUCCCCAUCGGUACAAUUAUGGCCUUGACGAUCCUGGGCCGCUUCUUCAAGACCGGACGAUUCUACGCACGCAUCUUGUCCUGCUAUUUCCUCCUUGUUACAUGCGCGGCAUACGGGGUCCUGGCGUCGGUAGCCCUCCGGCUAGUCGGAAAAGUCAGCAUAGCACAAUGGACCACUGCACGAGCGUUCAAGAGUUUAGCCUGUCCGGUCAUCGGGCUUGAGUUCAAGGUGGAGAAUGAGAGUGCAUUAGAUACCCGACCGGCGGUGUUCGUCAGCAACCACCAGAGCGAGUUGGAUAUUGUUUUCUUAGGGAGGGUGUUUCCAAAACAUUGCUCGGUUACGGCGAAACGGAGUUUGAAGUAUAUUCCGUUUUUGGGCUGGUUCAGUUUGUGCCCUUCUGUUUUUACCUCCUUUUCCGACCGGUGAAGAUGGCUGAGGUGGAGUUUCGACUAUGAGGUUUGGGAAAGUGCUAACUAACAUCGUGUACUCCUUAGUGGCAUUGAGUGGAACGGUAUUCAUUGAUAGGACGAAUCGGAAAUCAGCCAUCGCGGCGUUUGAUAGUGCGAUCCAGGAGAUCAAGGGCAACAGGCAGUCUGUUUGGAUUUUCCCGGUAUGCUGUCACACCUUUGCCGCCGCCCACUAGUCCCUACAUCACCAAGGGACUUGUUGUCUAACAACGUGUGAUUUCAGGAAGGCACUCGAUCAUACUUUUCCAAGCCGGAACUCUUACCAUUCAAGAAGGGUGCUUUCCAUCUGGCUAUUCAAGCGGGUGUUCCUAUCGUACCGGUUGUCGUCGCGAAUUACUCGCAUAUCUUGCACCUCCGGGAGAGAACCUUUGAGCCUGGUGUUAUCAAUGUUAAGGUGGGUCUAAAAUUAUUCGAGUAGGCAAGCAAGUGGGAAUGAAGGUACUGAUUAGAGUAGGUUUUGGAUCCAAUUGAUACCAAGGGCCUGACAACGGGUGAUGUGGACGCACUGGUCCUGAGUACGAGGGAGAAUAUGCUGAAGGAACUGAAGCUCAUCUCGGCCACUAGCGUGAAGGCAGAGAAGUCGCAAUAGAGCUUCAGACUCAUUCAAGCACAGCGUUCUUGGGAACCCCAGAUAACGAGAGUCCCACUCCCGAAAUAGGAAAAAAAAAAAAAUCGUGUACAAUGGCGCAAGCAAUAGUAUAGCAUGGAGUUUCUUUUCUCUUUUCCCCUUUCUUCCUCCAUCCUUCUCCUUACCCCCCCAAUUUCUCCCAACUUAGCAGUGGCCACCUUCGGGUAGACGUUCAACUAGACGUUUCAGGUUUCAUCGAUAUAAAGUCAUGUAUCCAUCCCACCCCAUUCCAUCACCCCGCCCCUCCCUCCCUUAUAUAUACCAUACCUUCUCACUACGAGAAGGGUUUCAAUUUUUCAGUCCCCCAAUUUUGUACAAAUUGUAUGGUUUCCACUAGUGGCAGCAGUAUCAUGAGAGCAGCAGCGGGGAGGCGUUAUCAUCAUUUUUCCGGUUA